This is a messenger RNA of Triticum aestivum (bread wheat), 1148 nucleotides long. RefSeq names its product 50S ribosomal protein L18. The coding region runs from base 400 to 927 and encodes 175 amino acids. Gene Ontology annotation, cellular component: ribosome. Gene Ontology annotation, biological process: translation. NCBI's taxonomy places the organism in Eukaryota, Viridiplantae, Streptophyta, Magnoliopsida, Poales, Poaceae. Gene Ontology annotation, molecular function: structural constituent of ribosome; 5S rRNA binding. The record is from RefSeq and is a predicted model, not a curated record. The transcript has 5 exons.
UUUCUCACGUGACUUGAGAGGAAAACCUCAAACAAAAAAAACGUGACUUGAGAGGAUUGGAUGAGGCGCGCCGCGUGCGGUGGCCGACGGCGAGAAGGCGCAAGCAAGCAAGCAGCGACACGCCCUCGCACUCGCGGCGGCGGAUUCGUGGACAGCAUCGCCAGACAGGGGCUCGCGGCGAGGCGGCCGGCGGUCUGCGGCAUCCGUCGCCCGGCGCUCCGCGUCCUCCGCGGUGCGGCGCUGCAGCAGGACGGGAGCUCUGACGCAGCGACCAACAUAAGGAAAAUUCACAGGGUGUGAAUCUUGUGGCCACCGGCUAGCGGGACGGAGCCGUGGCACCUUGCGCGCGACCUGUUCGACAAAUUGCCCUGGCCGAGCUGGUCUCCUCGUGCUGUGGCAAUGGCGUUGCUAGGCGCCACCCUCGGCCGGCCACCAUUGUCGUGUCCCUCCACCCCCAGCUCGCUGCCAUUCAGGCCUAACUGCUUCCAGUUCCCUCGUCCGUGCCACACAGGCGUGGUGGCACACCGGCGCAGAGCGUACCCAAGGAUCGAGGCCACGGCGAGGCACGGCGCGCGGAAGGAGAACGCCAAGGUCAGAAACCGCCGGCUGCAGAAAAAGUACAAUGGCACGGCGACCAAGCCCAGGCUGUCAGUCUUCUGCUCCAACAGGCAGCUCUACGCCAUGCUCGUCGACGACCACGGCAAGAAGAUCCUCUUCUACGCCAGCACCCUGCAGGAAGACAUCUGCGGCGACCCUCCAUGCAGCACCGUGGAGGCCUCUCGGAGGGUCGGGGAGGAGCUGGUCAAGGCGUGCAAGGAGCUGGACAUCUCCGAGGUCUCGUGCUACGACCGCAACGGCUUCGCUCGAGGGGAGAAGAUGAUGGCGUUCGAGGAUCCGGUCGCGCAGCACGGGUUCCUGCCCAGAUAGCAAAAUUAUGAGAUCCUUGGGAGGCUUGCACCAGCUGCUCAACGUAGCAGGCUAUUUGGUGAAGAGUAGGAGUGUAGCCUGCAGGAAGUUCUUUGCUCUGUGAAUUGCUUGAUGUAUGAUUCAGAGCAUAUAGCUCGGACUACUUGGUAUUUCACAGCAUGUUAUUAAGCUAGACAAUCAUCACCGAGAAUCAUAAAAUGCUUCUCCACUGUCAUUUCAAA